AUGAUUCUCCACGCAUUCUGGACUUUCUCACGUUCAUUUUUUCGUUAUUUUCUGCUCACAUAUUAUACUUAUAUUUUCAUUCCUGCCACUCUCUUUCCUUCUUUUUCUCUAUUGUCUCUCAUACAACCUCAUUAUAUUAUCUAUCUAUCUAUCUAUCUAUCUAUCUAUCUAUCUAUCUAUCUAUCUAUCUAUCUAUCUAUCUUUCUAUCUAUCUCUCUAUAUAUGUCUCUUUCCCUCCAUGCUGAAUGCCUUUUAUUUCUUUCUUUCUUUCUUUCUUUCUUUCUUUCUUUCUUUCUUUUUUACCUAGUUAUUUAUUUUUUCGUUCUCUUUUUUUUCUUUUUCUUUCUUCUUCCUGAUUGCAUUUUUCUUUUUUCGUUUGCCAUUUUUCUCUUUCCUUUCUUUCAUCCCAGCCACAUAUAUUUGCGAAGUCGAUCCCUUCUACCCUUUCAUACCUUCCCGAACUUUCUAUCAGCGCGUUCUUCUGAACUUUUUGUCACUCACUCACUCUCUUUCUUUGUCCCUCCAUUCCCUUUUUCUUUCUUUCUCUAUUUCUCUCUCUCUCUCUCUCUCUAA
Messenger RNA from Acanthosepion pharaonis, 573 nucleotides. NCBI's taxonomy places the organism in Eukaryota, Metazoa, Mollusca, Cephalopoda, Sepiida, Sepiidae. The record is from the annotation of a GenBank genome assembly.